Messenger RNA from Marchantia polymorpha subsp. ruderalis, 4781 nucleotides. NCBI's taxonomy places the organism in Eukaryota, Viridiplantae, Streptophyta, Marchantiopsida, Marchantiales, Marchantiaceae. The record is from the annotation of a GenBank genome assembly.
UACCGGACUGAGCGAGCGUCUAAGGGCACAGGCCGCGGCUCCGAGCAGCGAGCGCUGGUACGCGGGCGGGCAGGCGCGGGGGCGGAGCGGGCCUUUCUUGAACCUGGAAGCUGGAAGCUGGAAGCUGGCAGAGACUCUCUCGAGCGAUCGAGAGAAGCAGAGAGCGCAGGCGGCGUCGAGCCUUCUUCUCCCGAGGGAGAUCGACGACGAGCUGCUCGCGCGGCCGCUUCGAGAGACCGAGAGCGGGGCUCGCAGUCGCAAUUCUGCGCCAAUUUGGUGUUUGAUCGAGCGAGCAAUUUUGAGCUCGUUCGGAGGAGAGGAGGGAAUCGCGGGCCGAGAUGGAUGGGGUGCUCAUGACGCUGAUUGGAGCUGGUUGAGUGGGCUGGCGGGCGGGCGCUCCGGUCGUGGUCUCGACUUGACUUGACUUGUCUUGUCUUGUCUUGUCUUAAGUUGAAUUGGCUCGAAGUUGUUGAGACGUGGAUCUCGGUGGGUGGAAUCUGUUACCGGUUUCCAGAUGGUUGAGAUGCGAGCGGAGGUGAUUCCACGGAAUGCCUGUGGCUCGAGUUUGGUUGGAGUGCUGCGAAUUCUUUGAGAUUGAUGAAUCUGAAGUCGAGCUCUGGGAGUGAUUCCGCCUGCUGCUUUUCAGCCUUGGGUUGUACUGCUUGCUCUCAGGAUGCCGAGCUUGUUAUGCCGAUCCUGUUGUAAAGGCGGGUUGAAAAUUCCGCGACGGCAACUUCCAGGAUUUUCCGAUGAAGAUCAGCAUUUGCAGCAGUUGCAGCAGCCCGAGCCGGGUGUCGGCGGAGCUCCCGCAUAAGAAGCGGGGAAUGUGAAAGUGCUUAAAUGACAUGGGUGGAGAUUGAGGAUUUAUCUGAGAAGCAGAGCAAGGUCGUGGUGGGAACAGGCGUCGAAUGUUCGUGCUAUUGUGGAAGUGAACCGAGAUUCUAGACUGGCGAAAUGGUUCGUGCCUGCGAAUGGCGGGAAGGAGGGGCAUUCUCAUGAAUGAAUUCCGACUAAUGCUUCACGUCGUUUGGAAUUCAUCACGUGAUUCUGCGUCGCGACCUGGACCCUCGUUUUACCCACGUUCACGCUGUGCGUCAUGAAGGGGAAAGAGCCAAUUUAGAUAUGAUUGGCGGCUCACAGGAUUCGACGCGAUUGGCGUCGUUUGAAUACUCGUUCAAGGAACCUUUGAUGAAAAGCCAUGAGAUCCCUCAGUAGCGCAUUGAAAAGUGUAGGAGGCUAGGCGGUCGGAACAGGACUGGAAAGGGCAUUGUUUGUAGGAUUGCGAGAAAUUUGCUUCCGUACGCUUGAGCGCAUUUCUUGUAGGCACAGUUGAGGCGUCACUAGAGGGAAAAGCCUUCGGGAAAAGGAAUAAUAGUGUCUGCUUCGGAAAAUUGUCAGUCCUCUUCUUGCGUCAAUUGCUGAAUCAGAAACGAGGCCUGCCUUGUAGCUGAUUUCGCUUGCUCCAAAUGACGACUCCCAAAGCUAAGCUCUAUCAGAUCUUUCAAUUCGGGGAAGGACUGAAAUUCCAAACUGAACCUGUCUUGAAUACAUCCAAAGUCGAAGCAGAUGUUCUACCUGGCAGCACUGCAUUCUUCAAACCGAACCACGCGGUUCAAUUUCGCUGCACAUUGAGUCUUCCAGGUGGUUUGACAGUGGUGUCCGACCUUUUCCCGCGGAAGAAGGAUGCUGAGCAGCAUGCCUCCAAACAAGCUCUGGAGCAGAUGAGUGUGCAACUUGCCAAGUCACCAGAUGUCCUCACGACGGACGAAAAAUGGGAGAAUUUGCGAGCCAGGAUCAUUGCUACCUUUACCGAUAAGAAUGUACAGAAUUACAAUCCCCUUCGCCAACAUUUUAAGGCAGCCGUGAAGCGCGAGGGAAGCCGAUAUGGGCAGGUACCACUAUCUGCUAUCGUGACGCUGGAUACCAAGAUCCACAGUCUCUGUAAACUCAUCGAUCGUAAAGCUGAAACCAACCCCGCCCACGCUAUGGCUUUGCUAUGCAAGGCGGCAAGGAAUUGCCCGUCCGUGAAGAUCGACACCGAUACACUUUGUCUAAGUCGUGAAGAGCCAUAUUCACCCGAACUUGUACAAGAGCUUGUCAAGACAAGACGAUAUAACGAGGAAAUAGAGGCUGCAGAAUCAGAGAAACCAGAAACUAAUCUCCAAUUUGUAGCUGUUCACAUACCCUGUUCCACCGAUACGCCUGGAUUCGCUGUAAAUCUGGUCGUGAAGCCGGAAGAGUAUUAUCUGGACGUGAUAGCCCGAGAGCUGGGCGUGAAAGAUGGUGGAAGGGUUGUUUUUUCAAGACCAGUGGGGAAGACUCAUCCAUCAAUGCGCAUGUACUGGUGUGCACCGAAAGAACUGCCUCAAGUGCAGGGUGGCGAUUCAGACUUUGUCAACUUGACGGGUGGAGAUGUAGACGGUAGUGUAGUCGCUGAUGAGGAUCUUCUGAGGUACUCACUGAAGCAGCAAGAGGAAGAAUCAAACGGCCUCCAGUACCCCAAGAAUGUAAGGGCCAGUCUUCUGAUGGGCUAUGCAGUGCACGGGGAAGUAAUUUUGGCUGCCGUGGGCGGGGACUGGACGAGUCACGGGAAACUGUACGCUUUGGAUAUCACACCGUCUACCUUCUACAGAAUGCUGCUCCAAAGGUUUCCUCAAGGAAGCUACAAGGUUAGUCGUGGAGCAAUUUUGGCAACAAAGCUUCCGAAUGUAUUUUCCAGUAGGGCUCAGUGGAAGGGGAUGUCUCCUCGAGCUCUCUUAAUCGAGUUUUGUCAGUAUCACCGGCUCCCUGAACCUGUCUUCGCUCUAACAGCGAUCGGAACUUCAUCUACUGAGCCUCCUGGAACGCCACCCUCUGAAUCAUCAGAUGUUCGAACAGAUGUAGGUGAAGUCGAUGAACCCAAGGAUACGAAGUCCUCUGAGUCGGACGAUCGCCCGUGCGAGGGUAGUGAUACGAGGAACGAUGAGGAAAGCAACGCCGCAGGCAUGCAGGGCGGUCCAUUUACCUGUAAGGUUAGGGUUGAGUGGCAGAAAGGGUCUCCUGUCGAAUUCGAAUCAGACGGUCCUUACAGGAAUCGUCAUGAUGCUCAACAAAGUGCCUCUUUGAAAGCUUUACAUCAGUUCGAUUCUUGGUUCGAGAGCUGUAUGAACGGCGCCUACGAACCAGUACUUGCCGAUAAAACUAACGGGGACGUGGACAAAGACCCCUUGAUAACGGAUGCUGACGAUUUUGCCGGUAUAGAUAUAAGGGACUGCUGGGAUCCAGCUGACGAGGGAUUCUUUGAGGCUGAAGAAGUGGAGGAUAUUUCCCAGACCGACAAGACACCUCCCGCUGGGUCGAUGGUUACAGUACGGUACACUGUGAGGUGGUAUAAUGAUGCAGAUUGUCCAGAAGAGUCGGUGAGCAACUUGUUGGAGAAGCAUGAAAAGUUUGAGUUCGAGCUUGGUGGUGGAGCAGUUAUUGGGGCUUUGGAUUCCCUUGUUUCGAAGAUGUCCGUGGGGGAGACGGCGUGCGUGACCACAUCUUCACCCGCGAUCGGCCUGCUCAGUGCUUUAGCCUAUGAUAUUGGUGAUAAGAGGGUUUUAAUGGAGUCUGGGAGUGUCAUGUACACUGUGCGUCUCAUGAAGUAUGUCGAAGCACCAGAGGAGCGAAUGGAAGCAGCACAUUUUAAGCCAUCUCUGUCCAAACAAAGGGUUGAAUAUGCUCUUCAAGUUAUCAAGGAUCAGCGGGCUAAGUCUUUGAUAGACUUAGGCUGUGGAUCAGGAAGUUUGCUGGAGUCGUUACUGGAACAACCCACCGAUCUUCGAGAAUUGGUCGGUGUGGACGUUUCUCACAAAAGUCUCAUUCGAGCUGCUAAGUUAUUGACUCUAAAGCUGAAAAAUGAGAAGAUGGCGGGCAAGGAGUCCCUUGAAAAGAUUGACUUGUAUGAAGGAUCAAUUGCAGACUAUGAUCCUCGAUUGGGAGGCGCAGAUGUCGCAGUUUGCAUUGAGGUGGUGGAGCACAUGGAUCCGGAACCUCUUGAGAAGUUUGGCAGUACAGUUCUCGGUAUGCUUCGACCACAAGUUUUGAUUGUGUCCACACCCAAUUUUGAAUAUAAUCCUAUCUUGCAAGGCCUCCCUUGGGAUCCUUCUACAAACUCUUUGAAAAGCCAAGUAGAAGUUAUCGAUGGACUAGAGUCCGAUGUUAAGCAGAUCAGACUGUCCGAUCAUGAAUUGAAUGGAUGCAACAGCGAUAUAUCUUCCCUUCGCUCAGUUAAGUUCAGAAAUGAGGAUCAUCGGUUUGAGUGGACAAGGUCUGAAUUUCGAGUUUGGGCUUCAAAUAUGGCUGUUGACCAUAGUUAUGAUGUAAAGUUUUCUGGAGUUGGUGGGUCGGGGGAGGAUGAAGGGCCAGGCUACGCGUCACAGAUUGCGCUUUUCACUAGGAGAAAGCAGCAGCCUUCGCUUGCAAAUGGCUGCCCGCAGUCCAAGGGUAUAGCUGCAGAUGAAGUUCAUUUAAAGCUGUGGCAUUGGGCUUCUGGCCCGUAAUAAGAUGCAGUCCAAUGUGUAUUCGCCUGCAACGUUUUUGAUGCUUUUAGGAAGAGAAUAUCGAGCGAUCGCCGCUCAGCAAGAGGCAGUUCAAUUCAAGUAGUUAGGAGAAAAGGUGGAGCUUCCAUAGCUUCCAUAGAGUUUGUACAAAAUUUUGAGUUGUGACAGUAAUGACAUGGCGGGGUUUUGCUGGAAAUAAGAGUGUGGUCAACACCGAGAGAUGUAUAUCUUCACGAUUACAAGGCUUUUUCUCCAGGC